Messenger RNA from Zychaea mexicana, 1448 nucleotides. RefSeq lists its product as uncharacterized. The record is from RefSeq and is a predicted model, not a curated record. Lineage: Eukaryota; Fungi; Mucoromycota; Mucoromycetes; Mucorales; Lichtheimiaceae. Bases 179 to 1231 code for a protein of 350 amino acids. The transcript has 2 exons.
CAGAGGCUGGCUACACGAACAAGGUCGUUUGGGCUGCUCCACCUCUCUCCCCUCCCCUCGCCUCUUUUUCUUUCUUUUUUUCCUUCUCUCGCUUUCCCUUCUCUCCUUCUUUCUUUCACUCUUCUCUCCACUUUUAUUUACCCUCUUUUUAUCUCCCUUGGUCCUUUCACCAAAGUUCAUGUACGAGUUCCAACCACCUGCCAACCUUAACGCCAUUCGAUGUUCCAUCGCACGCAAAAUCAAAGAGCAACGUGAAAAGCACAAGAAGAACGAGGAGGAGUUUAAGAACAAGACGCGUCCUACUCUUGCCGUAACCACAACAACUGACAGCGGCCUUCCCUCACCACCCGUUGAAGCUUGCCACUACGAACCGUUUAAGCGACCCGGAGAAGAAGAACUGCUACCACACCAACAACCCAACAACGAGCUUGCCACCAACGCCUUGCUCGAAUUAACGGGUGGAGCUGGCACUCCUUCGUCAUCUGCGAGUCUGGACACCCUGGACGAAAAGGUCAUUCGACAAAAAAUACAAGCAUUACAACAAGAGAAACAUGAGCUCUUUCAACUCAUGAGGAAUCUACUCGCCAAUCCGGCAACUCCUUCACCUCCUCCUCCUGCUGCUGCUGCUGCUGCCGCAAACACUGCCGCUGCAGUUACCGUUACCGCCACCGCUGCUCCUGGUCCCACUCCUACUCCUCCUUCUCCUUCUGUGCAAAAGCCAACGCAAGAACAAACACAGGCUCAACUUCCAACACCAGCAGCAUCACCACCGAGCGUUAAACAAGAUGUCCAAGCAGAGCCACCGAAAUCCCGAGAGCGACUUCGAUCAUGUAGCAAUGGUCGUACUCGAACACCACCACCACCCCUACAAUUUUCCUCGCCAUCUUCUUGCUUCUCACCCACCCGUCCGUCUCAUUUGUCUCGACCACCGCCACUCUCCUCUGACCACCAUCACCGAUUCCCUCCACAGCGAUAUGCACCGUAUCGAAGGAUAUCGCCCCCACCGUCGUCUCGGUACUAUGGCAGAGGCUAUGGCGGCAGCCGACUGUAUAAUAAUACCCCGCUAUCUGCACCACCGUUUCCACCCUCGUCGUCUCCGUCGUCCAUGCCUUAUGCGCACCGUCGCAUGCCACCGCCCUACGGUUCUCUACGGGCACAGUCGCCACCCUUAAGAUCAACGUCCUUCCGAGCUCCUCGACCGUUGGCCGAUAGACACAUUCCGAGAUACUGAGACUUGUCUAAACGAAAUAUUUCAUAUAUCAUAUAUAUUAUUGGUCUCACCAACACAAACCUCUUUGGUGUAUCCCGCUGUAUAAUAUUUUUGUAAAUUAAUAAUGUUUGUUUUUUUUUGCAAAACAAAAAGCAUCCCCACCCCAUCAUCGACAAGAAAAAGAGAUUACUUCUUUUCCUUGACAAUAGCAAUCAUAAUAAUAGUAAUAGUAGUAAUA